AUGUCGACCACCAGAUCCUCAUCGGUAGAGGAACAUAUUGAUCGUAUAGAAGGGGAAGUCCGCCAGACCACCAGUGAGUUAAGUGAAAUCAAGGAGACUCUCUCAGCUCUGGUGCACACGGACCCGGAGAAGACUGAAUGCAUGAUCUCCUGGGCCCGGCCCAACUCCCCAAAAGCUCUUAGGGGGUUCCUGGGGUUAACCGGUUAUUACCAGACGUUCAUUAAAGGGUAUGGAAUACUUGCAGCACCUUUCACCCGACUGCUCAAGAAACAUUCAUUCGAAUGGGAUCAGAAGGCAGAAGAAGCCUUUCAAGCACUUAAGGAAGCUGUCACCUCACCUCCUACACUGGCCCUUCCUAACUUUGAGCUGGAGUUCAUAGUAGAGGCUGAUGCUUCGGGCACCGGAAUUGGUGCAGUCCGAAUGUAG
Molecule: messenger RNA, 426 nt
Organism: Nelumbo nucifera (sacred lotus)
Lineage: Eukaryota; Viridiplantae; Streptophyta; Magnoliopsida; Proteales; Nelumbonaceae
Source: RefSeq, a predicted model, not a curated record